AUGAGAGCUGUGUGUGUUUGGUUGUUUGUGGUGCUCUGGAUGCGCAGCCCUGACCGGGCAGCAGCGGGACACACACUCAACGACUCCUCACUUCAAGGAGAUGGGAUGUUUUCUUACAAGGAGCAUUUACUUAACGUGUCGGGGCAGCUGAAUAACCGGACUACUGGAUUCUUCCUCCUGGACUUUGACGAUGGGAUGCUGGAGGACUGGCGGUCUCUGGCCAGUAAGAAGCGCCGGGGCGGGGAGUCGCAGGACGGGAGCGUCAAGGCGCUGCUGGUGGCCGCUUACUCUCUGAUCAUCUUGAUCUCCCUGUUCGGGAACACUCUGGUGUGCCAUGUGGUGGUGAAAAACAAGCGCACCCAGUCCGCCACCAGUUUGUUUAUCAUGAACCUCGCUGUGGCUGAUAUCUUCAUCACUGUUCUCAAUACGCCCUUCACCCUGGUCCGAUUCGUGAACAGCACCUGGGUGUUUGGGAGGACAAUGUGUCACAUCAGUCGCUUUGUUCAGUACUGCUCCCUGCACGUCUCCACUCUCACACUCACUGCCAUUGCAUUGGACCGACGACAGGUGAUUUUACAUCCUUUGAGACCUCGCAUGUCCCUGGCACAAGGAGGUGUUUGGGUCGCUGUUAUAUGGAUAAUGGCCAGCUGCUUCUCCCUCCCACAUGCAAUCUACCAAAAACUAUUGACUUUUACAUACAGUAAGGAAAAGGAGCGCAGCCUGUGUGUCCCUGACUUCCCGGAGCCUUCAGAUGUAUACUGGCAGUAUAUUGACCUCCUGACCUUCAUAUUGCUUUACAUGCUACCACUCGUCAUCAUCACUGCCUCUUACACCACAGUAGCCUGCAGACUGUGGCGCCACAACGCCAUUGGUGACACUACAACAGCUCAGCACGCCGCCCAGAGAAGAAAGCGCCGGAGGACGUUGGCCAUGCUGCUCCUAGUGGUCGGAGUUUUCGCUGUCUGCUGGUUUCCACUCAACUGCUACGUGGUGCUGCUGUCCAGCCAGGCCAUCCACUCCUCUAAUGCCCUGUACUUCUGCUUUCACUGGCUGGCUAUGAGCUCCACCUGCUACAACCCUUUCAUCUACUGCUGCCUGAAUCCCACCUUCCGCCAGGAGCUGAGGCUCCUCUUCAACAUGUGCAGGAGGAAACAGAGGGCAGUGGUCGGGUUGGAGCCGGAGCUCCGCCCCGCUGCUGCCUGCACUCCUCGUCAGAGGGUUGCCUGGCCUGAAAACCAUGAGUCCUCAAGGCCAAGGCAUGCUUUGUCCCAGCCAGGCCACACCUCCUCACAGCAGAGUCAUGCCUCUUCCAUUCAAUCCCACAACCUAAAAGAUACGCAUGUGCUCUUCACCGCCAGGCAGUUCCUCACAGGAAGAACUGACAUCCUCUCAGUGGAGCCCAUUGUGGCUGUGAGCUAA
Morone saxatilis (striped sea-bass) is the source of this 1419-nucleotide messenger RNA. It is a transcript of the gene gpr83, whose product is annotated as G protein-coupled receptor 83. Gene Ontology annotation, biological process: neuropeptide signaling pathway. The record is from RefSeq and is a predicted model, not a curated record. Gene Ontology annotation, molecular function: neuropeptide Y receptor activity. Lineage: Eukaryota; Metazoa; Chordata; Actinopteri; Moronidae. Gene Ontology annotation, cellular component: membrane. The coding region runs from base 1 to 1419 and encodes 472 amino acids. The transcript has 4 exons.